Molecule: messenger RNA, 875 nt
Organism: Coregonus sp. 'balchen'
Lineage: Eukaryota; Metazoa; Chordata; Actinopteri; Salmoniformes; Salmonidae
Source: the annotation of a GenBank genome assembly
CUUCAUGUUGACUCUGAACCGGUGCUUCCCUAUCUUCAUGGUGCUAGCGUGGAUCUACUCUGUGUCUAUGAUAGUGAAGAGCAUCGUUCUGGAGAAGGAGCUACGCCUCAAAGAGACGCUCAAGGUAAAAAAAAAAAAAAAAAAUCCAUUGUUUUAAACAUGAGCUGAAGACAAAAGUCAAUUUUAUGAAAUGUUUUAAUGGACAAUAGAUGUUCUCUAUUUUGUUCUAUUCUGUUUUUUUGCAGGCCAUGGGAGUGACCAACGGCGUGAUCUGGUACACCUGGUUCAUAGACAGCUUCAUCAUGAUGACUGCCAGCACAGCCCUGCUCACAGUGAUCAUUAUGGUGAGGAUGAGCGGAGGAGGGGAGGAGGGUGGGAUGAGGGUAGGGAGACAGGGAGGUAUAUAAUUGGUUCAUAGACAGGUCAUCGUGAUGAGUGCCUGCACAGCUCUGCUGACGGCCAAUAAUAUGGAGAGAUGGAAAGGGGGGAAGGAAAACAACAGAAAGGGAGAGAGCUGUCCUCCUCCACCAGAGGAUGUUUGGCAAGUUGGUGUUUAGUAUACAGCAGCGCCCUCCAGUGGGCUGUCUUUAGAAGUGCAUAAAUACAGGACUGGCAUCGUAUUAACUUUGUUAUCCCCUCCCUCCCUCCCUCAGGCUGGUAAGGUGUUGAACUACUCCAACCCGUUGGUAGUGUUCCUGUUCCUCCUGACGUUCACCAUGGCAACCAUUAUGCAGUGUUUCCUUCUCAGUGUGUUCUUCAACAAGGCCAACCUGGCUGCUGCCUGCAGCGGUAUCAUCUACUUCACCCUCUACCUCCCCCACAUCCUCUGUGUGGCCUGGCAGGACCGCAUCACCAAGAACACCAAGAUCACAGCG